AUGCCUUCCCCACCUUUUCUCCCCCAGACAUCAUCUCGCUCGGAUCGCAUCAACCUUCCCUCGUCCAUGCUUCGUGGUAUCGAUUACAUCACCCCACUCACAGACAACCAUAACCUCACCCGCACACGUAAGGUGCUCGGAGAGCUUCCAAUUCAUCGCUCUCCCCCGACCCCUCCCACUCCACCCUCUGUGCCGACAUACUCGACUCGCGUGCGCCGUACGUAUGCGGGAGUGCCGCAGGAGGAGCGCCAGCUCCGCCAGAUAGUGUACAACCCACAUCUUCUCCCAUCAUCCAUCACUAGUCACCACCCAGUGCAGGCUCAGCCACCUGUUCCAUGGCGCCCGGUAUGGUCGCGCGUCUCUCACUCGGAUGACGAGGAGCUGGUUGCACUGGUGGACGACAUGCUCACUCCAGAGCCCGAGGAAAUCACGCCCCGGAGGCGCUACUGCUCGACCCAGCAGAACGUCGAGGUCGAGAACGGAGACCAUGAGGAGUCUGAGCCGGACCUCGACCUUCACAAACCGACUGCCAACAUUGCCUCUGACAGAGACGAGGAGAUGGAGCCCAGCUUUGACAAGAACCUCUGCGAACCGCGCCGAAGGCGUAAGCUUGCUCGGCAUGAUCACCAGGGGAUGAAGGCCGACUAUUACGAGAAUGACGGCGAACCUGACUUGUACGGCGAGCGUCUCUUCGCCACCGAUUCGCUCGAGUCUCGUAACUGGUCAGAGAACUAUGACUAUGGUCGCCCUCUCCAUCCUCUCACUUCACUGCGUAACGAGUGCAAUUAUUUCUUACCGCCGCGCACGAAGAGCGAUCGCCACCUCUUCGCUCCACGUGACUUCCGCGAUAUUUUACCAGUCAUACUGGAGGAGGACGAGCGCCACCGGCUCAAGUUCACUCAAACUCGGCGCGAGUUCAUGUACGGAGAUGCCAAGAAUCACAAGAAGGGUAAGAGAAAGGAAUCUCCUCGUCGCCGUCGCACCCGGCACGGUCGAUCCAGGCACCAGGUGCCCGAUGCGCCGCGGCCGAUAGGUCGCAUCACUGUGCAGGAGCUGCGCGAGCGGUAUCAGCUCAACGGGGCUAAGCCGUUCCCUGUCGACUCCCAGCUGAUACGUGCUGGCCACCGGGCUUCAGUUGACGCUCGCAAGCCUGCCAAGCAGCGCCAUGCCCCCGCUGGUGACCGUGUCCCACCCCUGACGCCUGCUGAACGCUUCCACCACAGUACCCCUGGUCGCCUGCUGCUGCGACCCAUUCGCGGACGCGCAGCUGGUCGGGCCAACCCUGCUCCUGGGGGCGUUUCGUACCCUCCGUUACCGUUUACCUCAGCCACCCCACCCACUCGCUCAACAGCACACGCAAGCUGCACGUCUACCGGAAUCAUCGCUCCUGGACGCAACGCUGCCAGCUCCAGCAACGUCUCCCGAGUGAUGGACUCUGUCCGCACUGGCGAGCCUACAGGCCGCCGUCGCCAACCGCCUACGACACUUUCCCAGCGUAGCUCCCAGUCGUCGCAGUUGAUCAAGCUCUCACCUCCGACUCAGUACGGUCAGCCCGCCCUUGGUUUUUGGAACGGGGAGCAGGACGCCAUCCACGAUUUCGAGCCUGAAGAGCGUCUGCAGGUGCACACACCGGAACCCGAGGACGUGCCAGAGGACGACCGCAUCUUCAUCACCAUGGACAACGGAGAGGAGAUUCUCGUCUCGAACUCAGAGAUCGAGGAGUUUAUGCUCACGGAGGCUCUCCAUGAGAUGGCGCAGCCGAUGUCCCGCUCAUCCUCUCCUCACGACCACAUCGAGCAGUUCGGUGACCAUGGCUCGGCACCGUCGCUUCAGAUGCAGAGCACGCGCCACCCUCUGGAGGAGAUCGACCUUCCAGAAGGUGACCAGUUCUCGGGGUUGAACAUGACGGCGUACCUGCUGCGGAUAGCUGGUCGCGGCCUUCAGGCUCAGCCGCAGAAGACUUCUCGUGAGCUCAAGCUCGACGAGCGCCGCCAGCGCCUGGAGGCCAAACGUCGCGAAGGUGAAACCUCGCCUGCCCAGUCUAUCGCCCUAUCCUCAGGCUCAACACAGCCCCGCGCCUCACAGCGACAGCCACCCAACCGUUUCUCGCAGCCCCAGCCCAACUUCCUGUCACCCGAACAUUACGACCCGACCCGCCCGACCCAGAGCGACCUGUCCAUGGUACCGCAGCCGUACCAGAACUUGGCCAAAUCGCGCCAGCUCCCGGAACCUGUGCGUGCUUACCGCUCCGUUCCGGAGCCCACGCAGGAAAACUCGUGUCCUCCUCUACGUCGCACCAAGACCGUGAAUGCGAACGCCGCCGCUCCCUUCAAGCGUCCCACGCGGCUCAAUGCCACGCCGCCCCCCGAGCCCACGCUCGCUGAACGUAUCCAGCAGUCAAUCGCCAAGGCCGUUCCGGCCUACGCGGCGCUACGUCCCCAACGCCUCCCAAGUCCGCCUCCCCUGCUCGGCGUGCGCAUGACCCGCACACGCUCCAUGCCCUACCCGCCACAGACCUCGACUGCGUCAACUUCCGAAACGCGGGCCAGACGGUGA
This is a messenger RNA of Cutaneotrichosporon cavernicola, 2556 nucleotides long. RefSeq lists its product as uncharacterized. Lineage: Eukaryota; Fungi; Basidiomycota; Tremellomycetes; Trichosporonales; Trichosporonaceae. The record is from RefSeq and is a predicted model, not a curated record. The transcript is spliced from 5 exons. The coding region runs from base 1 to 2556 and encodes 851 amino acids.